Messenger RNA from Toxorhynchites rutilus septentrionalis, 3936 nucleotides. It is a transcript of the gene Hsc70Cb, whose product is annotated as heat shock 70 kDa protein 4L. Lineage: Eukaryota; Metazoa; Arthropoda; Insecta; Diptera; Culicidae. The transcript is spliced from 6 exons. The record is from RefSeq and is a predicted model, not a curated record. Gene Ontology annotation, biological process: protein folding. The coding region runs from base 267 to 2774 and encodes 835 amino acids. Gene Ontology annotation, cellular component: cytosol; nucleus. Gene Ontology annotation, molecular function: ATP-dependent protein folding chaperone; ATP binding.
CAUCACCCAGUUUAAUUUUUUCAUCCGCAGAGUUAAGAUCGUUGUGCGUGAAUAUAUCGCGCGAGUGAUUAAUCAGAAAGCAAAAGGCACGUUUUUCCUCCCACAAUCCAGUAAAUAGGAACGCAUAAAUAGUUAUUCCGAAAACCCAAACUUGAGUGCGUAUCGAUAGUGCGAAGAAAGUUUAAGCGCUGGAAGGUUGUGUAUUGUGAUUGGUGGAAAGAAGACCUGGAAUUUUCGUCUGAAUUUCGAACCAAGGCAGCCGGAAAAUGUCUGUAAUUGGAAUAGAUUUUGGCAACGAGUCCUGCUAUGUUGCUGUGGCAAAGGCCGGUGGAAUUGAGACCAUUGCCAACGAUUACAGCCUGCGAGCCACCCCAUCAUGCGUUGCAUUCGCGGGUCGAAAUCGUGUGCUCGGUGUGGCCGCCAAGAAUCAGCAGGUGACCAACAUGAACAACACUAUCGGGGGCUUCAAGCGGUUGCUUGGGCGCAAGUACAACGAUCCGCACGUACAGAACGAGUUACGCAGGAUACCUUACAAGGUAGAACCCCGGCCAGAUGGUGGCAUUGGUAUAAGAGUCAACUAUCAGGACGAAGAAUGCGUAUUCACCCCGGAACAGAUCACCGCUAUGCUAUUUACGAAGCUGAAGGACGACUCAUUCAAGGAGCUGAAGGCCCAGAUCAACGACUGCGUUAUCACGGUUCCGUCGUAUUCUACCAACGCCGAGCGGCAGGCCCUGCUCGAUGCCGCCGGGAUCUGCGGCUUGAAUGUACUGCGAUUGGUGAACGAAACCACGGCCACAGCGUUGAGCUAUGGAUUCUACAAGCAGGAUCUGCCGGCGGCCGAAGAAAAACCCCGCAAUGUGAUCUUUGUCGAUUGUGGUCACUCGGCACUGCAGGUGUCGGCCUGUGCCUUCCACAAGGGCAAGUUGAAGAUGCUGGCCAGUUGCGCUGAGCAAGUCGGCGGGCGGGACUUUGACUUUCAGCUGGCCGACCAUUUCAGCAAUGAAUUCCAGACGAAGUACAAAAUUGACCCCAGGACAAAUAAGAGGGCUUUUCUACGUCUCUUGACCGAAGUUGAGAAGCUGAAGAAGCAGAUGUCUGCCAACAGCACCAAACUGCCGUUGAACAUUGAGUGUUUCAUGAACGAGAUCGACGUCCACUCGACUAUGCAGCGAUCCCAAAUGGAGGAGCUGUGCGCCGGUUUGCUGCAACGCAUCGAGACCACGAUGAAGAAACUGCUCAAGGAUUCCAAUCUGGCUCUGGAGGAUAUACAUUCCGUUGAGAUUGUCGGAGGGGGCAGUCGUGUCCCGGCAAUCAAGCAUUUGAUCGAACAAAUCUAUGGAAAACCGGCCAGCACUACCCUGAACCAGGAUGAAGCCGUCUCGCGUGGAGCCGCUCUGCAGUGCGCAAUCCUAUCGCCGGCGGUUCGCGUGCGCGAGUUCAGCUGCAAUGAUGUGCAGGCCUAUCCAGUGUUGAUCUCCUGGGAGGAUGGUUCGCAGCGGACGGAGAUGAAAGUCUUCGAGCAGUACCAUACCGCCCCGUUCUCGCGAUUAUUGACGGUCCAUCGACGUGAACCAUUUACCAUAAAUAUUCACUACGAACCAAAUAGUGUUCCCUUUCCGGAUCCUUUCAUCGGCUCCUUCUGCAUCAAGGACAUCAAACCAAGCGCCAAUGGUGAUGCACAAGAAGUGAAAAUCAAAGUCCGUAUCAAUCAAAACGGUAUCAUUCUGGUCUCCAAUGCAACCAUGGUCGAGAAGAAAGAAUCCGAAGAACCUGUCACACCUCCGGCCACUGCUAAUGGUGAACAACAAUCGAACGCUAGCCAGGGAGAGGAAGCUCCUAAAACUGGAGAACCGAUGGACAUUCAAGAGGGUAGCGAUGAUGAGCAAACUAGAAAUGAUACUAAAUCAGACACCGAUAACAGUGGAGGUGGAGGGAGUUGGACGCAAAGGGUCAGCAGAUGGUUUACCUCUUCGGAUAAGAAAAAGAAAAUCACUUCGAAGUCGACCGAAUUGACGAUUGAGGGUAAAACGCACGGUUUCGCCAAUACUGAUCUGGCAAAUUAUCAUGAAUUGGAGAUGAAAAUGAUUGCCAACGAUCUGCAGGAGAAGGAACGCGUCGAUGCUCGCAACGCACUCGAGGAAUUCGUGUACGAAGUACGCGGCAAAAUCCAGGAGGGUGGUGAGUUGAGCUCCUACAUCGAGCCCGAUGAUGCCUCCAAAAUUUGUCUCCAGCUGGAGGAUAUUGAGAGUUGGUUGUACGAGGACGGAGAGAACUGCGAGAGGAACGUUUACAAGGACAAGCUGAGCGGAUUACACAAGCAGACGGAUCCGAUUCGGGCUCGUUGCGAUGAAUACAGCGGACAAGAGCAGGCAUUUACCGAGUUGGGUCAUACGAUCCAGCUAACAUACAAGGCAGUGGAACAGUUCCGUGCCAAAGAUCCCAGAUAUGACCACCUAACGGAGACGGAAAUUCUAAACAUCAGCGAGGCAGCGCAGAAGGCACAAAAAUGGUUUGAGGAGGCUCGAUCCAAGCUGGUCAGUGUACGCAAGACGCAAGAACCGCCAGUGAAGGUUGCAGACAUCCGCCACGAGAAUCAAACGUUGGCCACCUGUACGAAUUCGGUGCUCAACAGACCGAAGCCGAAACCUCCAACCCCACCAGCAGAGAACAAGGAAUCGCAACAGCAGAAUGGUGGCGAUCAGACCAAGGAUCAGCAGCAACCGGAUGGAAAUCAACCUAAGGAUUUCACAGAGGACAAAAUGGACGUCGAAUAAAGCUAGUUAAUACCCCCGUUAACGUUAUAUUAAACCUAAACACAUUUUUUUUUAUUAUUUAAUAUAAUACUUCAAAUGGGACAAGAAAUGUGAGAGAUGCGAGAGUAACUGAUUGGAAUGAACUCUAUGCUUGUAUUUUUAUUUUCACUUAAAAUCAAUAGCAGUAAGUUAAUCGUAUGGUAUGAUAAAAAAAAGAUAGUUACACUAUUACCACUACUAAGCCCAUUAGGCACGCCUAGAAAUCGCAAGAAAACACUGCACUUUUUCUUUAUUUCCUUCAAAUCUUCUCUUCAUCUUCAAUAUCCUACACUAGCGCAAAUCAAACAGUGAAUUUUCUGUUACACCUCAUUUCGCAGUAGGGAUUUUAAGAAAGAUUAUCUGCGAAUUCAGCACCACUUAUGAAUGUUCAUCAAAAAGAGGCAAAACAUAUAAUCGGCAAAGGUUCAAACCAUGUAACUAGCAUACAGAAUGUGUGAUGUAAGAAAAACUCGUGCAACAAACGAGCGGAAUCUAAGAAGAAUACACAUAUAUUUAUUCAAUCCCGUUCAGCAAUAUUACAAACAAUUGUAUGAGUUCACUAUCCACACGUUACGGCUACAGAAUCAGAAUUAUCGUUAGAAAAAGAGCUUGUAUUGAAUACGAUAACUUUUUCUACACUCGAAUCUAUUUGGGAUUGGUUAUAUUUUCGAAACAACACUGCUCAACCCCAUCCAGCAUAAUCUACACCAAUAUAUAGCCUAAGUGCAGGUGGCAGUGAAGCUGUCACAAAAACUAUAGCAAAAAGUGGUUCAUGUUAAGUGUUUCUUGAAUUAUAAUAGAAAUGAAUGAACGAAAACGCAAGAAUCUAGGUAGAUUAACAAUGAUUCGAAACAACAGCUUAUGAUCUGAGCUCUGCCGUACUAAAACAAACCAGCAUUAGAGAUGUGAUUAUGAGCCCUCACCUCCUGAUUGUUCUUUCUUUUGGACAGAGGUAAGGGUGAACGAUGCAGUAAAUCAAGCUGGAAGGAAGGAGGUGUCCAGUUAGGGAUAUAUGUUGGAUGGAACGAAUUGUAAGGAUGUCUUUCUAGUGUCUAACGGGAAAGUAAUUGUGGAAGCAACACUACUUAUAAAAAGAAGCCAGAUAAAUUUGUAACCCUGCAAGCGGAACAGAAAUCCGUUGGAA